Nilaparvata lugens (brown planthopper) is the source of this 4536-nucleotide messenger RNA. RefSeq lists its product as uncharacterized. The transcript has 16 exons. The coding region runs from base 165 to 4157 and encodes 1330 amino acids. NCBI's taxonomy places the organism in Eukaryota, Metazoa, Arthropoda, Insecta, Hemiptera, Delphacidae. The record is from RefSeq and is a predicted model, not a curated record.
UGCUUCAAGACAUUUAAAACAAAACUCAAAACAUAGAAUCAAUAUCAGCACGUAAAGCAAAACCUGAUAAAUACUCGUAUUUUUUACAUAUUGGGUAUCCUUGUUAGGCCUAUCUUAAUCAUAUUUUGAUUAAUUUUGACAGGUUUGGACAUCUUAUCCCUGGAAUGACGUCUGAAGAGCUGAGCUACAUGAGGAACGAUAAAAUGAAACUAUCUGGUGAAGCCAGGAGAAACAUAAUGAACAUGGCAGGUUUGGAUAUGCAGCAGAUACGAACUCUAUUCGAUGUAUUUUAUUCGGAAACAAGAUUGACCAAGAACUAUUUCGCCAGCUUAAUGCCGAUUGUUAGUAAACUAUCACCGAAUCAGUUGAAUAAGUUCAGCAUUAAAAAGUUCAGCUUCAAAGAGAUGAUGGGUGGCUCCAGUGUAAAAGAACUUCCUGGUCUAAUCCAACUUCUACAGAUGAGUAUUGCUUCUAAUGUCAUCAACCAAAACAAGAGCAUGGAUGUGUCAAAAUGGGGGGAUGAUGUGAAGUACUUGGGACCUCUAAUUGCCGCUCUACCACUGGAUGACUUCAAACUUUUAUCAGAUCACAAAUUCGAUGAGGUGUCCUUGUCGUUAUUCGAGUUUCCAGUCGUCAAUUUCGUACAGGCCUACUACCUAACAGGGAAAGGCAGUGCGUUCGAUUCGAUCAACCCGAAAAUCUUCACUCUGCUCCAUCACCUGGUGCAAGCACUGCCCUCGUCUGCAAUCAUCAACUACAAAUCACCGCAAGCGAGCAGUCGCAUUUGGACCGACAUUCUGUCCACUGUCACCGGAGACAAUCUGCCUCGAUUUGUUCUUCUCUACCAGCAUGUCGAGAGCAUGGGCAUGGAUGACUCAAAUGAAUCCCUACUGAGAAACGAAGACAACUAUGCCAUGUUGGGGUUACUUCCGUCAAGAAAUCUUGAGAAAAUUGCUAGUUAUCUUAGCAGAAAUCUCGAAAACUUCAAGAAUAUUAGAAUCAGCCUCUUGCCGAAAGUAUUGACGACACUCGUACUGAACUUCAACCGGUCUGGCCCGUGGACUUGGGAUAGUUUCAUGAGCAAACAAUACCUGAACUUGUUCUUGACUGGUAUCACUUGUUCCGAUGUAUACAACAUGGAGACAUCCGAUUUCCCCUUGAUUAUGGCCGAGUACAACAAGCAAAGAAUAGAAGCUGGCCAUGUAUUCCCGAAAGAGCUUCAAUCCUGCUGCCAGCAAAAGUUGAUGAAAUACUUGGAAAUGAAAUCUCGUCUUUUGCAAGAUGAACCCAAUGAAGGGUUGAUGGCACUCAUGGAACCUGGAGAGAUUGAGGCUGUGGGAGGAUACGUUCUGGCAACUCUACCUCCUAAAGCUAUCUCGUCUUCCAACUAUCGUUUCCAAAUUUUGAAGUUGAUUGGCCAGUUAUCAGCUCCUGAGAUUAUGAUUGGAAUAUCUGAGACUCAGAGAUCGGAAAUAAUCAACAUCUUUUUCGAUCAUCAUGGCCUGAACGAAGACUCGAGAACGCAAAUCGAUGAAACUCAUCUUUUCCACAUGGGAAACCUCUCUCUAUUUCUUCCUGAAGCCGCCAUCAGGAGGAUCAAACCAGAAGCUUUGAAACUUCUUCUAGAAAUCAGUUUUAUCGACAAGAGAGUUUGCACUGAUAAUAACACGCGGUACGAAUGGGCGAAUGUGAUUCGAUCAGCUUUUGGAGAACCCAGUGAAUGGAAGAGCGAACGGCUGACAAUAAUUGGAGACUUCAUGCUGGUGAUGAGUAACAGUGACAUGUCACAAAUCAAACAAGAAGCAUUGCAGCGUGCUGGAGCGUCCCUUUCUAACAACUUUGGAGAAAUGGUUGACUGGAUGCCCGAAAACACUGAGUAUUACAAGGCAUGCAUUUCUACAUUGAAGGAAGAAGAAAAAUCUCUCUACAUGAACGAUCUGAAAAAGUUUGUUCGUUUACAACUGAGGGCCGCCCAACUAGAGCUGAAUACAAUCAAAUCAGCCGCCCGAAUCAUCAAAGAAACCAUCUCUUCACCAAUUGUUCAACAACCAUUGGAACGUCCGGUCGAAUUCAAUUACUCUAUGGAAUUCCUGAAACCUCAACUGAAAUCAGGUGAAAAUAUCACGAAGAGUAACGCCAGGAAAUCUGAAAAUUUGAAGGAAGUUGUUGAAAAGGUUGAGAAUACUAGUAUGAAAUCUAUGAGGGAUGAACUAUUGUCAACCACUGUUCAGACUCCGAUCUCUACUCUGACAGUUGAAGAAAUUACAACUCCUCAUCCCACUGAAACAACUAAGCAGAUCAAGAUUUAUCCGAUAAAUUUUGAGAAAAAUCCGUCAAACUCUCAAAAGAAUUCCAAUGAGUCAAAGAGUGUAGAGAUGCGUGAGAGUGUGUUACAAGAAUCUGGAAAAAGUGAGAUGAGUUCGGAAGUGACAACCCAAGGUUUCACACCAGAAAUUGUUGAUAAGUCGGUGGAUAUUGUAGAAGCUUUUAAUAGCAGUAGUAAACUUAAUAAGGGCAGACGGAUUUCCAUAUCUGGGGGUCGUAGACUCAAAAAUACAACUUCCAAUAAUGAUGAAUCUAACGGUCAAGAAGGUAUAUCUACACCAGCACCAACAGAAGUUAACACUACUACUCAAGUGACAACUGAAAAUGCUACAACUGAAACAAUCUCGACUGUAAGUUCUACAACUCAAAAACCUGUUGAACAAAUUACACCUACAACCACUACUGAGAAACCAUCAGUAGGAGCUGGAUUACUGAGAGUGUUAUUCCCAGUUAACGUGUUUUGGGAUUCUGUUGAUACACUGAAUUCGCAUAAAUCCUCCGAGAAGAAUACUACCCAGAACGCAACGGUUGUUGAAUCGUCGGUGUCCAUGAACAGUUCUAUCAUUUUGAAUCCUGAGAAAAUCAUCGCUAAGGAAAACAGUUCUGAGACCUCAAUGCAGAAACGAUCUUCGGGUGAUGUCUACGAUAAGAGUGUGCAUCCUGAUAGUUUGAUCGGUGAAGAUGUCCCUCGGAAAUCUGGUGAAGUCAGUGAUGAUGUUGAUGAUGAUGAGGAUGAUGAGAAAUUCAGAAAGAGGAGGCAAGUUGUUGUUGAUUCGUCUGUUGGUGAGAAUUCUACUGGAGGAAGAGAGACUGUCCAAGAAGAUGUGAAGAUAUCCUGUGAUUCCAUGCGUAUUGUUGGUGAUAUAUCGAAGUUGGCAAUUGAAGAAUCGGAUUUGGAGAAACUCACAAAUAAGGAAAUCGAGAACUGUGUGGAUGUCUUCAGGAAAAUGGAAGUUCCUCUUGAUAUGAAGAAGAAAAUAAUGAAACGAAUCAGCAAGGAUGAUCUGAAUUUGCUUGGCUCUCUGUUAGAAGCAAUUCAAGUGGAAGAUUUGGAAAAAAUGCGCUUCAACUUCAAUGAACCAUGGGUUUUGGAAACGUUGUCUCAUUUCUCAUCAUUUCCUCCUGAAGAAAAAACUAUCACAUUCCUAUUGAAGAAAGUGAAAGAGCACAAUGCCAAGGUGAUAAGCGAGAAACAGAUUGGACCAGAGGUGCUGAUUUCAUUGAAGGGACUAAUUUGUCACAUGAGUAGGGAAGAUAGAAGGGCACUGUUGGCUAAACCACAAGAAACGAAACUGGCAACCGCAGUUUUGGGUCAGAUUGAUAACUGCUCCUCGGAAUGUCUCACGGAUUUGGCUGAGUUUGCUAAAAACUCAUUGAACCUGGGAGAUCCCAAAACGUACAUAGCUGAGGAUAUUCUGUCACUUGGAGUUAUUGCUGCCGGUCUGAAUACUGAGGAUUGGAAAAAUUUGUUGGAUCAUGAGAUCUCAGCUAUUUCAGAACUCCAUCCUUCAGCAGUGAAAUGUAUGUCCAAGGAGAAACUAGAGAUAAUACCAGAUGAUAUUUUCCAUUUGAUUCCAUACAAAACGUUGAGAUAUUUGGAGAGUGCAAAGUAUUCUGAUCUGAAAGACAAUCAAAAGACAACGCUUACUAAAAUACUCAACGAAACUAACACAUGGGAGGAGAAACUAUUGUCUAGGAGCAGUGGAGAUGGCUCCGAUUUGGAUCCAUCUCUUCGGGAAGCCAGCUACUCAACUAUUUAUAUCGCUAUCCUUCUAUUGAUUUUCAUUCUAGUGUGCGUUUACAUUUUCUGUAGGAUGAGGUCAUCACGGUGAAGUACAACUUCCAUUUCUCAAUUUCAAAUUGAAUUUCUAGAAAUAUUUCAGUUUUGAGUAAGCUGAAUCCAAGAAACAUUCCAAUUCUAGAAAUAGUUCAAUUUUAGAGUAAUAUAAACGCAGUAUUUUACAAUUAGCUAAAGUUUGGAAGCUUUAAUGUGUUUUGUGAAGAGGCAGGUAGGCUUUAUGUAUAGAAGCUUUAGGCUACAUAGAGAUGUCAGAGUAUUUUAUUAAUCAAGUUUGUUUGUAUAGAUUGUACAAUUUUAUCUUAGUAGAAUGAUUUCAGCAAUCAUUUUGCGAAUCUAAAAAAAGUGUUCAAGUUUGUUGGAGAAUAGAGUCUGAAAGAUAUAUUUGAAUAAAAUGUUAUUUAUUUUCUCAG